AUGAAUAUUGGGAGAGAUUUAAGAGGGUUGUGUGCUAGUUGCCCUCAUCAUCAAAUAAGUGAACAAAUCUUAAUCCAGUACUUUUAUGAAGGAUUACAAUCACUGGAUAGGAGUAUGAUUGAUGCAGCCAGUGAGGGUGCACUAGUUAAUAAGACUCCUGCUGCUGCCAGGAGCUUGAUUUCUAAUAUGGCUGCCAACUCACAACAGUUUGGCAUUCGUCAAGAUCCUAAUCCACCACCAAACUCAAUUAAUGAGGUGAGAAAUUCAAACGAGAACCAACUUGGUCAUCAAUUGGCUCAAUUAACUGCAGUGGUGCAACAACAUGCUUUAGGCCAACAGGUGCGGCCAUGUGGAAUAUGUCAGGUUGUGGGGCAUGCUAUUGAUACUUGCCUUACUCUAUUUGAGGGGGAGAUUGAGGGUGUUAAUGUUGUAGCUGCUCCACAGUCUACACCUGUUAGACCGCCUAGUUUUUCUCUUCAACAACAAUCUCACCAGAAAUAUGCACCUAGAACUAUGCAAGCACCACAAGUUGCUCAACCACCGAGUAAAAAACAUUCUACCGAAGAUUUAAUCAAUGCAAUUGCUACAAACAUGCUUCAGUUUCAGCAAACUACCCAAGCGUCCACCGAAAGUUUAGAGAAUCAGGUGGGACAACUAGCGGCAUCAUAUAAUAGGUUGGAAGCUCAUCUUUCUAAUAAAUUGCCUUCACAACUUGAGAAGAAUCCCAAGGAGAAUGUAAGUGCGAUAACACUGGAAAGUGGUAUACAAUAUGAGCCACCCACACAACCUUCAUCACCAGCUCCAAUAUUAAAAAAGUUUAAGAAAGAGGAAGUUGACAAGGAAAUUCUUGAGACUUUUCGCAAAGUUGAGGUAAACAUUCCAUUACUUGAUGCUAUUAAACAAGUUCCAUGUUAUGCUAAAUUUUUGAAGGAGUUGUGCACGAAUAAGAAGAAAUUGAAGGAUGAUGAAAAGAUAAGUGUGGGGGAGAACGUCUCUGCUGUUCUCCAAAAGAAGCUGCCACAAUUCCUUGAGACAAGAGUUAUUGUUCAGUUGGUCGAUCGCACUAAUGCUUAUUCUUUAGGGGUAGUUGAAGAUGUGCUGGUGAAGGUUGAUGGACUUGUCUUUGCAACAGAUUUCUAUAUACUUGAAAUGGGGGAUGCAUCAAUUCCCAAUCCGACACCGGUUUUAUUUGGGAGGCCAUUUUUGAUGACAACUGUUUACUGA
This is a messenger RNA of Humulus lupulus (European hop), 1224 nucleotides long. RefSeq lists its product as uncharacterized. The coding region runs from base 1 to 1224 and encodes 407 amino acids. The record is from RefSeq and is a predicted model, not a curated record. The transcript has 4 exons. NCBI's taxonomy places the organism in Eukaryota, Viridiplantae, Streptophyta, Magnoliopsida, Rosales, Cannabaceae.